Teleopsis dalmanni is the source of this 1642-nucleotide messenger RNA. Its product is annotated as exocyst complex component 5-like. Lineage: Eukaryota; Metazoa; Arthropoda; Insecta; Diptera; Diopsidae. The transcript has 4 exons. Gene Ontology annotation, cellular component: exocyst; cytoplasm. The annotation marks the transcript as partial. Gene Ontology annotation, biological process: exocytosis; Golgi to plasma membrane transport. The record is from RefSeq and is a predicted model, not a curated record.
UGCAAUUAUAAUAGACGUAAUUACAACAUUUCCUACAUGGUAUUAACUGCGAAAUUGAAUUGUCAAAUGUUAUGACGUCAGAAGUAAGGAUCAGCUGUUACAAUGCAAGAAGUCAAUUUUGUGUUUACGCCUUUCUUUUAAGUGUAAGAAUAAAAUUUAAAAGAAAAUGUUAUCUCAGUACAUGGAAGAAUUUGAACAGGAACCUUUUGAAGUAACCGAAUUUAUUGAGCGGCUCACUUGGCGUACCAACAAUGAAGUAAACAGUGGCACUGGAGGAGGAGAUGAAUUUAAUCCAGAUGCUUUGCGUGAUACUUUCAUACAAACUAUUAAGGACUUGAAAAUACUGCAAGACAAACAACAAACGAAGUGUGAACGCUUGGAAGAUUCAUUGAAGCAGGAGCAAUUAGCGCACACAAAACAGAUAAGUAAACUACAAGAACGACAUCAGACUGCAAUUGACUGGUUUGGACAAUUAGAUGAAAAGAUAAAUUCAGUAGCUGGAAAAAUUAUUCACCUUGGUGAGCAAUUAGAAAAUGUAAAUACGCCACGUAGUCGUACUGUUGAAGCGCAAAAGUUAUUAAACUAUAUGUCUGAGUUUUUAGUCGCAGGACCUAUAGUUAAUGACAUAUUCAAUGAUCCGAAUCGCUUGUAUGAAGCAGCUGAUGUUAUACAAAAGUUAUAUGCAAUAUCACAAGAUUUGCCAACAGAAAAAUUUUUGGACUCAAAACGUAAAAUAGAAAAGAAAUAUGAUGAAGUUGAGCGAAGGUUGAUCGAAGAAUUUGCUUCAGCACAGAAAAGUGAAGACAUUGAAAAAAUGAAAAAAUUAGCACAAAUAUUAUCACAAUUUAAAGGAUAUACACAGUGUAUCGAUGCAUACAUCGAACAAAGUCAAAUGACACCAUAUGGAGGUAAAGAUAUAUUUAUUGGUAUAGUUCCUAUGUGCAAACAUCAUUACGAGAUCAUCAAAAAAGUGUUUGCAAAUCCAACACAGGUCAUGUCCAAAUUCAUACUUAAUAUAUAUCAAUUAAAAUUACAUCAGUACUCCAUUACUAAGUUGGACGAUAAAAAAGAUGAGGAGAAGUAUUUACGUACUUUGUAUGAACUUUAUUCGCGCACAUUAAAAUUAUCGGCAGACUUACAGGUUUAUAUGUCUCCCAUAGACGAUGAUCUACUUAAUAAAUUGACGCAACAGAUUUUUACAAAGCAUCUUGCCGGCUAUGCUGAAAUUGAAUCUAAAUGUCUUACAGCUAAAUGUUCCACUGAAUUGGAGAAAUUUUAUUUAAGCAAAAAGCAUCAAAAGAAACAAACAGAACGCUUCCAAGAAUUAAGAAGAGAUAUGCAGGCAUUAAUUGGCACGCGCGCAAAUAUAAACAUAGCACAGAUUGAAGAUUAUGGUGGCGAAACGUUCCUUUCUGAAGAAUUAGCUAUAAAUAUGUUGCAAGAAGCCAAGGGUUCAUUUAAACGCUGUCGAUUACUGUCAAGUGAAGCAGAAUUGGCUGGCAAUGUUAUUAAGUUAAACGAUAUAUUAUUACGUUUUUUAAUGCAUGAGCAUGUUAAUUAUGCCUUAGAGUUAGGUUUGCAGGCAAUUCCUAUCGCCGAAGGAAAAUCUUUUCCACAGAUGUAUUAUUUUGAUGUUGUGCAA